Messenger RNA from Colius striatus (speckled mousebird), 1925 nucleotides. RefSeq names its product RUN domain-containing protein 1. The record is from RefSeq and is a predicted model, not a curated record. NCBI's taxonomy places the organism in Eukaryota, Metazoa, Chordata, Aves, Coliiformes, Coliidae. The transcript is spliced from 7 exons.
AUGGAGCGCUGCUGGUGGCCCGGACCGGGCCGAGCGAGCAGCAGAGGUUGCUCCGCGACCUGGAGGACUUCACCUUCCGGGGUUGUCCUGGAGCGCUGCUUCUUGGCCUCGAGUGAGCAAGAGAAGCAGGAGCAAAUUGAGGUCCAGAAGGAGAAGCAGAGAGAACUUAUCCUGCAGCUCAAGACACAACUGGAUGACCUGGAGAUGUUUGCUUACAAAGAGGGCAGCUAUGAUUCUCUGCCACAGUCUGUGGUUAUGGAAAGACAAUGGAUGAUUAUAAAUGAGUUGAUAAAGAAACUGGACAUGGACUUGAAUGAAGAUAUUGCAAUGCUCUCUCCAGAGGAACUGCAACAGUGUGUGGAUGCUGCCAUUGCACCGAUUGUUAAUCCUGGCAGGAUGAAGGAGCAGCUGGUGGAACAGCUGAAGACACAGAUAAGGGACCUUGAAAUGCUCAUCAACUUCAUUCAGGAUGAAGUUGGAAGCUCUGGGAAGGCAGAAGAUGGAGACUGUGAAUGUGCAGGCAGAAAAGGUGGCUCCUACAGACCAAAUACACAGCCUUCUGGAAACAAAGUGAACCCAGAAGAUGCCAGGAAGAUGCAAGAAACAGGCCUGCACCUUAUGUGCUGUAUGCUUGCUGUGCUGCAAAUAUUUGCUGUCAGACAGUUUGGCUGUGCUAUGGGUCAGAAUCCUCAUACCCUCUGGCAGAAGGACCAAGCCAACAAGGAUUAUUCCCCCUUAAUUAAGAAACUGGAGGUGUCAGUAGAGCGGGUGAGGUAGCUUGCUCUGAAACACCAGCGGGUAGACCAUGUCAUCAGUUCCUCCAACCUGCAGGACAUUCCCUUGGAAGGCAGAGAUGAGCUGACCCUGGCUGUGCAGAAGGAACUGACCAUUGCUUUGAGAGACCUGAUGGCUCAUGGGCUUUAUGCCUCCUCUCAAGGAAUGAGCCUGGUAUUGGCACCCAUCGUGUGCCUGAUCCCCACCUUCACCCCCUUGCCACAAACCAUGCACCCCUGAGAGCUCUUUGUGAAGUAUUACAACGCCAAGAAUGGACAGGCCUUUGUGGAAUCCCCAGCUUGCAAGCUCUCCCAGUCCUUUGCCUUGCCUGUGACAGGAGGAGUGGCCAUCACCCCCAAACAGAACCUGCUGAUAGCCAUUCACACCAUCUUCAUGGAGCAUGACCUAUUCAAGCACAGCACAGACUCAAAACUGAAAGCUCUGGUGUGUAUGGCCCUGAACGAGCAGUGCCUGCUCUCCUGGCUAAACCUCAUCUGCAAAACUGGAGCUCUGGUGCAGUCCCACUACCAGCCCUGGAGCUACAUGGCAAACACAGGCUUUGAGAGUGCUCUCAAUGUUUUCAGUAGCCUCAUCAACUUAAAAUUCAACCUCCCAGUUGACCUGGCUGUCCAACAGCUGAAAAACAUCAAAGAUGCUUUUUGAUGUAUUUUUAUUGGAGAUCAUCCUUUUUUUUUUUUCCCCCACAAGUAGGCAGCUGGGCCCAAGAUGUCUGGCCUUUUUAAGACCAAGUUUGGCUCUUUUAAACUGAUAUUUGCCUUUAGGGAAAUCUUAAUGAUUUCUCAAUGCUGGAAAUCUGUGUUUUACAAGGCUGCUGCUGCAAAGCUGCUGGAGGUCAGGGCAAGGUGCUUCUAGGCAGCUCUGGAGAACAGACCCGCCUUGCUGCUGAAUGUUCAGCAUGUGAGGCUGGCUGCCCUGAGCGAGGGAAAGCCUUUUGGCCUGUGCAGCGUGGCUCCUGUGCUGCCUCCAAGGGGUUAUUCUUCAAAGGUUGUGCUUUAAGUGAUGCCCUUACAUGACCCCUCUCACAGAACACAAGCUUGUCUGGAGGGGGAGCCCCGGGGGAGGGACUCACCUGACCGCGGCCGCCAGUGUGUGCCCGCCCGGGGAGCGGAUAGUGGGGGCGACAGACGGAA